Molecule: messenger RNA, 2394 nt
Organism: Chaetomium globosum CBS 148.51
Lineage: Eukaryota; Fungi; Ascomycota; Sordariomycetes; Sordariales; Chaetomiaceae
Exons: 7
Coding region: 1-2394 (797 amino acids)
Biological process (GO): methionyl-tRNA aminoacylation
Molecular function (GO): ATP binding; methionine-tRNA ligase activity
Source: RefSeq, a predicted model, not a curated record
AUGUCCCGGCGUUUCUCGUCGGAAGCACCAUCACCUCCAGCACCUCCAGCACCACCUGUAACACCCACAACACCUACAACACCUACGACAUUUGCACCCCCUACACCAGAAGAUAAGCCUUUCUAUGUCACGACGCCCAUCUUCUACGUCAAUGCCGUCCGGUUGGUAGAGCCGCACAUCGGGCACAUGUAUUCGAUGGUGCUGGCCGACGUGUUCAAGAGAUGGCAGACCCUGAUCGGCAAAAAGGCCUUCUUUGUCACCGGCACUGACGAGCACGGCAUGAAGGUGCAGCAGGCCGCCGCCCUCGCCGACAAGGAGCCCAAGCAGCUCUGCGACGAGAACGCCGAGAAAUUCGAGGAGCUGGCGCGGAUGGCCCGCAUCGACUACGACCGCUUCAUGCGCACCACCGACCGCGACCAUGUCCAGGCCGUCGAGCACUUUUGGUCGUCAAGCACCAGGAAACCCUUCACGGGCGCUGUGUACAUGGCCUCGGCCGAGACCAAGAACAAGGUGGAGUGGGUCGAGGAGAAGAACUAUUGCUUCCGCAUGACGGAGCUCAAGGACAGGCUCCUAGACUUCUACGAGAAGAACCCCGGGUGGAUCGAGCCGGCAUCCCGCAUGAACGAGGUUGUCGACUGGGUCAAGAACCACUUUGAAGACCUUUCCAUUUCCCGGCCGGUCCAGCGGUUAAGCUGGGGGAUUCGGGUCCCCGAAGACCCUUCCCAGACCAUCUACGUCUGGGUCGACGCCUUGAUCAACUACAUCACCGCAGCCGGUUUCCCCGACUGGACCCCCGGGGAGUCGCACAAGGGUGGCUGGCCUGCCGAUGUCCACGUUAUCGGCAAGGAUAUUUUGCGUUUCCAUUGCGUAUACUGGCCCGCGCUGCUCAUGGCCCUAGAUAUCCCGCUGCCAAAGAAGGUACUGGUCCAUUCGCACUGGACACUGAACAACAAGAAAAUGUCCAAGUCGGUUGGUAACGUAGUCAAUCCUCUGUACGCUAUGAACCGAUGGGGGGUCGACGCAACACGCUACUAUCUCCUAGCUCAAGGCGGAAUCGCCGACGAUGCCAACUACGCCAAUGACCAUCUUGUGAUUAAGUACAAGAAGUAUCUCCAAGGGGGCCUGGGUAACCUGCUCGGACGCCUCACGAGACCCAAGGCGUGGAACGUACGAGACAUUGUGACGCGCUCGCCUCCUGACCAUGACUUUGAUGUCAUGAUGCACUCGUUCAUGCCCAAGGAAAUAAGACUGGACCUACACGCAACUGAGCAAAUGUUGAAGGGCGCUGCGCCUAUCGUUGCCUCCCGGAUGGAGAAGCACGAGCCUAAAGAGGCCAUCCGCAAGAUAUUUAAGAUUAGCACCACUUUGAACGAGUUACUGUCACGGAGAGAACCGUGGGCAUUGGUCAAAUCAGAAGACGCGGCAGACCACGCAGUGGCAGACAAGACUUUGUUCCUGGUAGCCGAAGGCUUGCGAAUCUCAGGAAUCCUCUUACAGCCAUUUCUGCCCGAUAAGGCUGCCCAGUUGCUUGACACCCUAGGUGUCGCUCGGGAUAAGCGGACGUUUGCCCAUGCCGUCCCGCGGUGUGACAUGGAUUAUGGAAUCCCGAUGGUGGACCCCGGAAGCGGCCGCGCUGAUGGCCUCUUCCCUCCUGUGGUUGAGGACAUGGAUGUCGAAUUUCCCGGGUCUUCUAAGAGCAGGCAGAAAGCGAAGAAGAGCAAGCGCCCGGAGUGGGAAAACACAACGGUGACGGCCUCCGCCAUCCAAGUAUCCACCGCCUCCGAACCUCUCACCCUCGAAGAUGAGUACGAGAACCAGGCGUCGUGGCGUGUCUCGCACGACAAGCUGACCUUUAUCGUCUGCGAGCCCCUCACAACAACACCCGGCUGUGACAGCCCCAGUCCCAGCCCCAGCACCAAUAACGAUACCCCCACUAUCCACGCCGGAGUGCCGGACAGCCCCUCGCGGAUGGUGGGUGACGUCAACCUGUUCCUGUACCCCUACGAAGACGAAGAUGACGGGGAAGACGAAGACGGGGACUCCCCCUCCGCGACGCCCGCGUACUGCGUCGGGGGAGUGGACAUCAUGAUUGCGGGCCUGCAGCACCGCGGCAAGGGGCUGGGCCGGGCGGUGGUGCAGGGUUUUUUGCAGUACGUGGCGCGCCACUUGGAGGAUAUCACGCGGGAGUAUGCCGAGGACAAGGACAUGGCGGCGGCGGUGCCUGGGCUGAAGCUGCUGAUGGCGAAGAUUAACCAGGGGAAUGAGAAGAGUUUGGCGUUGUUUAGGAGUUUGGGGUUCACGCAGGAGGGGGAGGUCAACUACUUUGGGGAGGUGAAGCUCGUGCUUCAGGAUUUUGACACGUUGGCGGCGCAGGUUCCGGGAGGGCCAUCCUAA